Molecule: messenger RNA, 2575 nt
Organism: Python bivittatus (Burmese python)
Lineage: Eukaryota; Metazoa; Chordata; Lepidosauria; Squamata; Pythonidae
Source: RefSeq, a predicted model, not a curated record
CAACAGACACAUUUCAAUUUUCUUCUCUCGGUUGGAUUAUUAAAUUGCCUCAUAAUUUAUGGAUUUGCCCAACAAAGUGGGAACGUUUGUAUAAACGCUAAUGCAAAAUCAUGUGCCGAUUGUAUACAAGCUGGGCCAAAUUGUGGAUGGUGCAAAAAUAUAACCUUUUUACAAGAAGGGGAAUCUACUGCAGCACGAUGUGAUGUCUUGGAAUCUUUAAAAAAUAAAGGCUGCCCUCCAGAAGAAAUUGAAAAUCCCAGAGGGACACAUAUACUGCUAAAAAACAAAGAAGUAACAAAUCGUGUCAAAGGGACUGCUGAGAGUCUUAGACCAGAAGAUAUUACUCAGAUUCAACCACAGCAAGUGCUGUUAAAGCUGCGGAAAGGAGAACCACAGACAUUUUCAUUAAAAUUCAAGAGAGCUGAAGAUUAUCCAAUUGACCUUUAUUACCUCAUGGAUCUCUCCUACUCUAUGAAAGAUGACUUGGAAAAUGUCAAAAGUCUUGGAACUUCUCUAAUGAGUAAAAUGAAGAAUAUAACUUCAGAUUUUCGAAUUGGCUUUGGUUCUUUUGUUGAAAAAACAGUAAUGCCUUAUAUUAGUACCACACCUGCCAAACUCAGGAAUCCCUGCACAGGUGACCUUAACUGUACAAGUCCCUUUAGCUACAGGAAUGUACUCAACUUUACCAGCAAUGGAAGCUGGUUCAAUACACUUGUGGGUGAACAGCAAAUCUCAGGCAAUUUGGAUUCUCCAGAAGGGGGAUUUGAUGCAAUAAUGCAGGUUGCUGUUUGUGGUUCAAAAAUUGGAUGGCGAAGAAAUGUCACUCGACUAUUGGUUUUUUCCACGGAUGCUGGGUUCCAUUUUGCUGGAGAUGGGAAACUUGGAGGGAUUGUUUUACCAAAUGAUGGACAAUGUCAUUUAGAAAAUAAUAUGUACACAAUGAGCCAUUACUAUGAUUAUCCCUCCAUUGCUCAUCUUGUUCAGAAGCUAAGUGACAAUAAUAUUCAGAUAAUAUUUGCUGUUACAGAGGAAUUUCAGCCAGUAUACAAGGAAUUGAAGAAUUUGAUUCCUAAGUCUGCAGUGGGAAUGCUCUCUUCAAACUCCAGUAAUGUGAUUCAGCUGAUUAUUGAUGCGUAUAAUUCAUUAUCUUCAGAAGUUAUUUUGGAAAACAAUAAACUACCUAAGGAGAUAGCAAUAGAAUAUAAAUCUUUCUGUAAAAAUGGAGUGAAUGGAACAGGAGAUGAAGGAAGAAAAUGCUCCAACAUUUCAAUUGGAGAUGAGGUUAGGUUUGAGAUUAAAAUAACAGCUAACCAGUGUCCAGAAAAAGGGCAAAAUGAAACAAUUAAAAUCAAGCCACUUGGUUUCACUGAAGAAGUAGAAAUUAAUCUGGAGUUCAUUUGUGAAUGUGAUUGCCAUAAUGAAGGAAUUGAAGACAGCCCUUUGUGCCAUUUUGGAAAUGGAACAUUUGAGUGUGGUGCUUGCAGGUGCAAACCUGGGCGUAUUGGAAAGCAUUGUGAAUGCAGCAUGGAAGAAGUAAAUAGUGAAGACAUGUCAGGCACCUGUAGGCAGGCUAACAGUUCUGAAAUAUGUAGCAACAAUGGUGAAUGUAUUUGCGGACAGUGUGUGUGCAGAAAGCGAGAGAAUCCAAAUGAAAUCUAUUCUGGCCCAUAUUGCCAGUGUGAUAACUUCAAUUGUGAUCGAUCCGAUGGUUUAAUUUGCGGAGGACACGGUGAAUGUAAAUGUCGUGAAUGUGAAUGCUGGGCAAAUUACAGUGGCUCUGCUUGUGAGUGCCCCCUAGAUACAACUCCAUGUGAAGCUGCAAAUGGGCAAAUCUGCAAUGGUAGAGGAAUAUGUGAUUGUGGAGUAUGCAACUGUACCGAUUCCAAAUUUCAGGGCCCAACGUGUGAGCUAUGUCAGACUUGUCUUGGCGUCUGUGCAGAGCACAAAGAUUGUGUGCAGUGCAAAGCCUUUAACAAAGGAGAAAAGAAAGAACGGUGUGAAAAGGAAUGCUCUCACUUUACUUUGGAGUUGGUAGACCGUAGAGAAAAGUUGCCGCAGCCUGGACAAUAUGAUGCACUGACUCACUGCAAGGAGAAGGAUAUUGAUGACUGUUGGUUUUAUUUCACAUACUCUGUUGUUUCAAACAACAAGGCCAUUGUCCAUGUGGUGAAGACACCAGAAUGCCCAACUGGUCCUGACAUCAUCCCCAUCGUUGCUGGUGUGGUCGCUGGAAUUGUUCUUAUUGGUCUAGCUUUAUUGCUGAUUUGGAAGUUACUUAUGAUCAUUCACGAUAGAAGAGAAUUUGCAAAAUUUGAGAAAGAAAAGAUGAAUGCAAAAUGGGAUACGCAAGAAAAUCCAAUAUACAAGAGUCCUAUUAAUAAUUUCAAGAAUCCAAACUAUGGACGUAAAGCUGGUCUCUAAGUUUCCGGUGAAAAUCCUAUAUACAAGAGUGCAGUGACGACUGUAGUGAAUCCUAAGUAUGAGGGGAAAUGAAAACUGCUUUACAACUUCACAGCAGUGUGUGUAAUGUAGCAGUUUUGUACUCAUAAUAAACUAGCUUUUGGCAAUACUGCAA